UAUUGUUUGAAAAAGAUAAAUGAAAUCAAUUUCAAAGUUACAAGAAGUCUUUUAAUGAAGAUUAUAAGGAAAAGAAGUAAGUUGAAGAAAUUUAAAUUUUUAACUCUUUUAGUUGUAUUUAGGCGCCCUUGAAAUAAAUGAAUGAUUUCUUAAUGAGUGAAUGUUAAAGAUAAAGUAAAAUAAAAUGAAUAAAGUUUGCUUAUUUAACUUAUAUGGAUAGAAUUAUGUGUCUUGGAUUGUAAUAUGAAGGGGGAGAGAGUUAAUUUACAAAUCUUUUUUAUUUAUUUUAAUUUGAUGUAAUUUGCUUGGACUGAUGCUGAAGUGGAAAACAAUAGUAAAUGGAAUUACGAUGAUGAUAGACGAUUAGAAGAGGCUUUUAAGUUAUAUGGACCAUAAUGGAAGAAAAUAGCAGAAUAUUUGUGUGGGAAAACAGAUUAAGAAUGUGUUCAAAGAUGGACUUAAUUAAAGGUAAUAAAUAUAAUAUAUAAAGUAAGAGUGGUAAGAAGACUCCUUGGACUAAGGAAGAAGAUGAUAUGUUGAAAGAGUUAGUAUAAAAAUAUGGAGAAAAUUGGAAUGAAAUUGCUUAAAUUAUGAAAAACAGAACAGGAAAUUAAAUUCGAAAUAGAUUUAUUAAUCAAAUAAUUGCACCACCUGCAAGACCAUGGACUUAAGAAGAAGAUGAUUAAUUAGUGUUCUUAUAUAGAAAAUAUGGAGCUAAGUGGACUUAAAUUGCAAAACUAAUGAAAGAUAGAUCUGUAAUCAUUAAUUUUAAAAUUUAGGAAAUAAUGGUUAAGAAUAGAUUCUACACUAAACAUAAAGAGCAAAGUUAUAAAUUAGGCUUAGUAAUAUUUAUAUUAAUUUCAUAGAAACUUUAGGUUUCAGAUUAAGAAUUCGAAAAAUAAGAAGAAUAAGAAAUUAAAACUAUCAAAACUGAGUCAUCAUGUAAAUAAGAAAUAGAUUAAUUGGAACCUCAAAUUAAUAAAAAAAUUGAUAACAAAUAAUAAGAUUAACAAAGAGAUUAAAACAUUCGAUAUUUAUGUCCAAGAAACUUUUUAUUUUAAUUUGAAUAAAUGUUUGAUAUAAAUCCAGGAGAGGCAAAGAAAAUUGUUUGGAUUCCUGUACCAGUGAUUAGAUUGAUUCCAAAAAAUACUAAAUCUGAAGUUUAGAAUGUAAAGAAUCAAUCAGAAAACUUAAAACAAGAAGAAUAAUGA
Paramecium sonneborni is the source of this 1211-nucleotide messenger RNA. NCBI's taxonomy places the organism in Eukaryota, Ciliophora, Oligohymenophorea, Peniculida, Parameciidae. The record is from the annotation of a GenBank genome assembly.